CCUCAACAUUUCUAUAUCAUAUCUUAUAUACACAGAUCAAACUUCCACCACAAAGUAGUGAAAACAGUGUGAGAGAAAAAAAUAACAGAUUUUAAAUGGCAUCGGGGCAACAUCAGGAUCGAGCUGAGGCAGCUUCGAAAAUUGCUUCCAAAGAGCUUGAACAAGCCAACAGAGAGAGAGCGCGUGAUGAUGUGGGCGUUGUGGAUGAAGUCAGUGUUGUGGAUCAGCAACACGAUCAAGAUCAAGAAAAGCGUGGUGUGAUAGGGUCCAUGUUAAAGGCGGUGCAAGAGGCUGUGGCUGGGAAGAAAGAAUCAGUUCCUGCGAAAGCACACACCACAGAGGUGAUUCAUGAUGUUAAUAUCCAACCCGAUGACGAGACUGCUGGGGAAGUGAGAGACAUAUCAGUAUCCAAGAAUCCUGGGAUCUACGAUUCUUUAGCCACGGACGAAACCGGUUCCAAGGCUGGUGAAUACGCAGAUUAUGCUGCCCAGAAGGCGAAGGAAACAAAGGAUGCAGCAAUGGAAAAAGCUGGAGAGUACACAGAUUAUGCUUCUCAGAAGGCGAAGGAAGCGAAGGACAAGACUAUGGAGAAGGGUGGGGAGUAUAAGGAUUACGCUGCUGAGAAGGCGAAGGAAGGAAAAGAUGCUACGGUGAAUAAGAUGGGAGAGUACAAGGACUACACUGUGGAGAAGACGAAAGAAGGGAAAGACAGUGCUAUGGAGAAGCUUGGGGAGCUGAAGGAUUCUGCUGCGGAUGCUGCUAAGAGGGCUGUGGAAUACUUGAGCGGCAAGAAAGAGGAAACCAAAGAGAAGCUCUCGGAAUCCGCCGAGGUCGCAAAGAACAAGGCUGCGGCGACGGCAGAGACGGCCAAGAACAAGGCUGCCGAGACUGCUGAUGCAGCGAAGAACAAGACUGCCGAGACGGCUGAGGCAGCUAAGAACAAGGGUAGGGAGAUGAAGGACAAGGCUGCAGAAACUGCGGAGGCAGCAAAGAACAAGGCUUCAGAAACUGCGGAGGCAGCAAAGAACAAGACUGCAGAAACUGCUGAUGCAGCGAAGAACAAGACUGCAGAAACUGCUGAUGCAGCGAAGAACAAGACUGCUGAAACGACUGAGGCAGCAAAGAACAAGGGAAGGGAGAUGAAGGACAAGGCUGCAGAAACUGCUGAGGCAGCGAAGAACAAGACUGCAGAAACUGCUGAGGCAGCGAAGAACAAGACUGCUGAAACGAAUGAGGCAGCGAAGAAUAAGGCUGUGGAGAUGAAAGACAAGGCUGCACAAAGUGCAGAGGCAGCAAAGAACAAGACUUCAGAAACAACUGAUGCUGCGAGGUAUAAGGCUCUUGAGAUGAAGGACAAGGCUGCGGAAAGGGCUUGGGAGAGAACCAACAAGGAGAAUGUGAGAGGUGGAGAUGCAGAUGCAAGGAGGAAAAUGGAGGAGCUAAGGCUACAUGAUAAAGGGUUCAAAGAUUUUUCUGAGGGACGAGGAGAUAAUAAUAAGGUGGUGAUGAAAGUGGAAGAAAGUCGACCAGGGGCAAUGGCGGAAACACUUAAAGCAGCGGAUCAGAUGGCAGCGCAGACCUUCAACGAUGUGGGACGCUUGGAUGAAGAGGGGGUCGUAAGAAAGAAAUGAUGCGAUGUUUAGUGUAUUUGUAGUAUAUGUUAUGUGAUAAAAAGUUGUUUGUUUAAAUUGUGGUUUUCUUUCAAAAUAUGUGUAUGGUUUUGAAUAUUGGUUCUGUAUAGGUUCAUGUAGUGACCAUGGAACCAUUAUUACAUCAAUAAACAUUGUUCACUUUCUUUGUGUAAGUGAGAAUAUGCAA
Vigna radiata var. radiata (mung bean) is the source of this 1818-nucleotide messenger RNA. RefSeq names its product late embryogenesis abundant protein At3g53040. The transcript has 2 exons. Bases 96 to 1631 code for a protein of 511 amino acids. NCBI's taxonomy places the organism in Eukaryota, Viridiplantae, Streptophyta, Magnoliopsida, Fabales, Fabaceae. The record is from RefSeq and is a predicted model, not a curated record.